Messenger RNA from Pomacea canaliculata, 1937 nucleotides. RefSeq names its product neuronal acetylcholine receptor subunit beta-3-like. Gene Ontology annotation, biological process: nervous system process; chemical synaptic transmission; signal transduction. Bases 152 to 1507 code for a protein of 451 amino acids. The record is from RefSeq and is a predicted model, not a curated record. Gene Ontology annotation, molecular function: transmembrane signaling receptor activity; neurotransmitter receptor activity; extracellular ligand-gated monoatomic ion channel activity. The transcript is spliced from 6 exons. NCBI's taxonomy places the organism in Eukaryota, Metazoa, Mollusca, Gastropoda, Architaenioglossa, Ampullariidae. Gene Ontology annotation, cellular component: synapse; membrane; neuron projection.
ACUGCUGGAGAUAACCCAGAGGCAUUUCGUAUCAGGUAAUGUGAACAUCCUAGAAUGAAAAAGAAGACAGACGUGGAACAGAAGUGUGGCUGUACACUUUAACUGAGCAUAUGAACAGUUUUCAGCAGAGUGGCCUGAAGUUUCAGCAGUCAUGUCAGUGACCUCAAGAUCGCGUUACCAGGGGUCAGGAGGUCACAGGCUAGUGUGGAUAGUUGUUAUGUCCCUUGCCACGAAUUCUGUGUGUUUUGCCCUGAAUAACCAAAACUACCGCCUGGAGAAAGAUUUGCUGAGAAACUACAGCCGUACAGUUAGACCAGUUCAGAAUCUGAACACUAUAAUAAAUGUAUCAAUCACUUUUGUUGUGUUCAGCAUCUUCCACAUCGACGAACAGAACCAAGCAAUGACACAGAACUCCUACAUAGCUUUAAGGUGGUUUGAUGAGUUCCUGAAGUGGGAUCCACAGGAAUAUGGAGGACUGACAACUAUAGAACUUUCCAGUAAAGCAAUUUGGCUUCCGUAUAUGGACAGCAUUAAUACGUUUGAUCCUUCCUCGCUCUUUUCCUCUGACCAAUUGUCUAACGCAGUGGUUCAGGCCAGUGGCCAAAUCACGUGGUUUCAACAAAAUGUUUUGACAACAAUAUGUCGCAUGGACAUCACAUACUUUCCCUUCGACAGUCAACUGUGCAACAUCAGUGUCAGCAUGUGGACAUCUUCUACAUCCCAGGUUCAGAUUUCAGAGGUCGUGGCUCGACAAGAUGAUGUCUUUUUCGUCGAAAAUUCUCAGUGGAUACUUAAGUCUCUCGAAGCAACGCUAGGAGAAACUUCUUUUGGCAAUGAAAGCUACUCAGCUUUUACUGUCAGCUUUUACUUAAAAAGAAGAAGAAUGUUUCACACGCUGACACUCAUCAUCCCCAAUGUCCUUCUGGCCUUGUUGGCCUCCCUGGUGUUUCUGAUUCCCUCCGAUGGCGGGGAGAAGAUGUCGUUCAUAAUGGGACUGCUGCUGGCCACUGGGGUCAGCUUGACAGUUCUGAUGGACAUAAUGCCGCGAUCAUCAUUACACAUCUCUGUCCUCAUGAUCUACAUUGGUGCACUAAGCAUAACCUCUGGUCUGGCUGUGGUGGCCUCCACUUGUAUUGUCUUCUGCUGCUCACUACAGGGGACCGUCGGUCCCAAGACUUUACUGCUCUUCAAGCUUCUGCGCAAGAUCAUCUGCAAAGACCUACAUGUCAGCAAACAAAGGGUAGACCCUCACAUCCAUGUUAAAAUCCCCAAUGAGAGCAAACUACACAAACAAGCAAGUCCUCGCUCAGCUGCGAUUCACAACCUGUACGACUUACAGAAGGACAAACCCACCUCGCAAGAGACUGUAGCAAGAGAUGAUGAAGAAGACCACAUCACUUGGAGGGAAGUGGGAGCUGUUCUGGACCAAGUCUGUUUUCGUAUCACCAUUAUUCUUGUAGUUGGAAUGACAGUCGUACUAAUGCUUAUUCUUUCUUUCGGCUCUUAAAAUAAAAAAAAGUGUUUUGUUCACAGGUAAAACUGUGAUGGACCGCUUGCAUUGAGUGUCGGACACCUUGAGUGUUAAUUAUAAUGAUGUAUUUUAAUUUUAAACAAUAGAAAAAAGUUCAUUUAGUCAUUGCUGAUUACUCUCAGUCCUGACGACACAAGAACUGUCUCCAAACAUGUUUACAGCUUACAUUAGACUUUAUACCCAUAUUACUAAUGAGUUACAGAAUUUGUUUCUUCUUUAGUGUUUUAAAUGUUUGAAACAUGGUUAUCGACAUAUCCAUUAGCAUCCAAGCGUACAUUUUUCUCUUGGAUUAUACAUUUUAGAUAUUUUUGUCUUUCUUAGAAAUUGUUUCUUUCCCAUUUUUCCUAGAAAUGAGAUGUCAGUCACUGAUAUCAUGGUUAAUUAUAAAUAAAGAGACGAACACUUG